AUGGAAGUUUUAGUUAAAUCUAGAGGUGUUAUAAAGGGUAAAAUUACAUCUUUCAAAACGUAUCUCGCGAAAACAUCACUUACAUUUUCGGAUCCGUCCACACCAAUAGAUAACGUGACAGCGUCAGACUUACGUGAGCGCCUUUUUCGAGCAAGAAAAGCAUAUGAAAAAUUCGAGCAAAUUCAGUCGAGUAUUGAGGAGAUAACCGAGGAUGAUCAAGGUGCGGCAGAAUAUCGCGCAAUCUUCGAAGAAGAAUAUUUCAGUAUUAUCGCGCAAGCCGAGGCUUUACGCAUGCGCAAUACAGUACACAUGGACGCGUCGCGUUUGAGUGCUGAAAUUAGCGGGGUUUCCUCUUCACAAACGCCUGUCGUUCGCACAACGACCGGACAGAACGCGAUUAAUACUGCAGCGGGUAUCGCAACAUCGUCAAUUAUAUAUAAACCUAUGGGUAUCAGGUUGCCAACAAUCGAGUUGCCGAAGUUUAGUGGUGAAGCAUCUGAUUGGCUUAGCUUUCGUGACACAUUUGAAUCCUUGAUACACAAAAAUGAGACAAUUGAUACGAUACAAAAGUUUCAUUAUUUAAAGGCAGCGCUGCAAGAUGGUGCAGCGCAAAUUAUUAAGUCCUUUGAAUUUACUGCGAUCAAUUACACCGUAGCAUGGGAAACCAUAUGUUCUAGAUUUAAUAAUAAACAAUUGCUUACAUACAAUCACAUUAAGGCCAUAUUCAAUAUUAAGGUGUUAAAGGAAGAAUCAGCUCCGCAAUUGCGCGAGAUUGUAGAUAUAGUCAGCAAGCAUUUACGCGCUUUAAACGCAUUAAAUCAAGCAACAGAACAUUGGGAUGCUUUAUUAAUUUAUUUAAUCUCGACGAAAUUAGAUAGCAUAACGGCUCGAGCCUGGGAAAAGGAGCGAGCUGGAAAUGAAAUUCCCACAUUAGAAGACUUCAAAACAUUUCUAAAUUCGCGAGCGGACAUGUUAGAGACACUGGAAUUAAACAAUAAGUCGGUUGCUAAAUUAGAUAUUAAGUCGAAACAAUCGGAUCGGUCCAGGGUCAAAUCACUGAUCGCACAAAGUCAAAAGUGUAGUAUGUGUAAAGAGACGUAUAAGUUACUGACCUGUGAAAGGUUUCUUGAGCUCUCACCUCAAGACAGAGCGAAUCAUUUAAAAACAGCGAGGUUAUGCCUUAACUGCAUGAGAUCGGGACAUUUUGUUAGAGACUGUAAGGCAAGAUCAUGCAGACAAUGUUCAGGAAAACAUCAUACUUUAGUACAUUUCGAGAGAGCAUCCUCAACGCAGGUAAAGCCCGUUGAAGAGAACAAAACGGCUUCAGUUUUAUGUUCGCAUAGUCAGUAUAACACUUAUAGCGUUCUAUUGGCUACGGCAACGGUGGUGGUAACUGAUAAUCAUAAAGUAGAUCAUAAGGUUCGUGCAAUUUUGGAUCCAGGUUCUCAAUCUAGUUUCAUUACCACCAGGUUAUGUAGAGAGAUGAGGUGGCCUACAUCAAAAAUUCAGUUGACAAUCGAAGCUAUCAAUGGGAAAUCAUCUCAAAUAGAACAUAAAUGGCAAUUACCAACUCAAUACAUUGAUAGACAAGACUUGCAAAUUCCCACUAACAUUAGACUUGCGGAUCCUUCUUUCCAUAUUCCAAGCAAUAUAGAUGUUCUUAUAGGAGCUGACUACUUUUGGAGCUUACUUUGCAUAGGGCAACUGAAAGUAGGAGGAAAUCAACUUACCAUGCAAAAAACCAAGUUAGGCUGGAUAGCAGUGGGUCCGUGGAAGAGCAACAUAUCGAAAUCUAUUAAAUGUAAUCUUAACAGAUCGUUCGAUAUUGAUAGCAACCUCACGAAAUUCUGGGAAAUCGAGGAAACCGAAGCCAAAGAAACGUGGUCAGAAGAGGAGAAAGAAUGUGAAAGACAUUUCGUAGCAAACACAUAUCGUAACACAGACGGCAGAUUCGUGGUAAGCAUGCCACUCAGAGAAGAUGUCAGUAAGCUUGGCGAGUCCAAACCAAUCGCGCUCAAACGGUUUUUCAAUCUCGAGAAAAAAUUGAUAAGGUGUCCGACUCUUAGGGAACACUACAUUGCAUUUCUAGCAGAAUAUGAGAAAUUAGAACAUAUGAGUAAGGUCCUUGAGGAAUCAGCGCAUGAAAUUUCGUAUUAUUUGCCGCAUCAUUGUGUUAUUAAGAAUGAUAGCUCAACAACUAAGAUACGUGUAGUAUUUGAUGCAUCAGCACCAACCGAUAAUGGUAUAUCUCUCAAUGAUAUACAAAUGAUAAGUCCCGCAGUUCAAGGUGACUUAUUCGCAUUGUUAGUUAGGUUCAGAGUUCAUCCGUACAUAAUAUUAGCGGAUGUACAAAAAAUGUUCAGACAGGUGUUGAUAAAUCCAGACCAGCGUUUGUUACAAAGAAUCAUAUGGCGCUCUAGUGAUAAAGAUCCUAUACAAGAGUUCGAGUUAAACACGCUCACAUAUGGUACGGCAUCGGCACCGUUCCUAGCAUCGAGAUGUUUGAAGGAGCUAGCUAAUCAAGUUGAAACUACCUUGCCGCAAGCGGCCAGGAUCAUACGAAGGGAUUUCUACGUCGAUGACCUUGUGACAGGAGCAGAGACGAUUGAACAAGCUAUAGAAAUACGACAAACUGUCUCGCAGGUCUUAGAGUCAGCAGGUUUUCAAUUGCGAAAAUGGGCAUCCAAUAAACAAGCAAUCAUUCAAGACGUUCCGAAAGAGGAUCAGAAUUUAGAUAGCGUUAACUUCACUAAUGACGGCAUGACUAAAACGUUAGGCACAUCAUGGCAAGCGCUCUCUGAUAGUUUAGUUUUCACUAGCAAGGAAUUAAACCAAUCUAGGAUCACGAAAAGGCAGAUCUUAGCGGAGAUUGCACAAAUAUUCGACCCGUUAGGUCUUAUUGGUCCAUUCGUUAUCAUAGCAAAAAUUCUAUUGCAGGAAUUGUGGUUGCAUAAGUUGUCAUGGGAUGAAUCACUUCCACUUGAUUUACACUGUAGAUGGAUCUCCUUUCGUCAACAAAUGCGAAAUUUAAGUCAAAUCAGAAUACCUCGAAACGUUGUAGGAGAAAAUAGCGUAGAGAUACAAGUGCAUGGCUUCGCGGACGCGUCACAAAGGGCAUAUGGCGCAUGCCUUUAUAUUAGAGCUCAAGAUUCCAAAGGAAGCGUUCAUACAGCAUUAUUGUGCGCAAAGAGUAGAGUAGCUCCACUCAAACAGCAAACAAUUCCACGCUUAGAACUUUGUGCAGCUCUCACCCUCGCGCGCUUGGUCGCCAAGGUCAUUGAAGCAUUAGAUAGGGAUGUCAAUAUAAUCAUCUGUUGGAGCGACUCAUCAAUAGUCCUCAAUUGGAUAAGAAUGCAGCCAAGGGAGUUACAAGUAUUUGUGGCAAAUCGUGUAGCACAAAUUCAACAGUUAACAGGUUCGUAUCAGUGGCGGCAUGUUCCGACGGCAGAGAAUCCAGCGGAUGGUCUUUCGCGUGGUUUGACAGUAGACUAA
Messenger RNA from Trachymyrmex cornetzi, 3492 nucleotides. RefSeq lists its product as uncharacterized. NCBI's taxonomy places the organism in Eukaryota, Metazoa, Arthropoda, Insecta, Hymenoptera, Formicidae. The coding region runs from base 1 to 3492 and encodes 1163 amino acids. Gene Ontology annotation, molecular function: nucleic acid binding; zinc ion binding. The transcript is spliced from 2 exons. The record is from RefSeq and is a predicted model, not a curated record.